Bactrocera neohumeralis is the source of this 574-nucleotide messenger RNA. RefSeq lists its product as uncharacterized. The record is from RefSeq and is a predicted model, not a curated record. The coding region runs from base 66 to 416 and encodes 116 amino acids. The transcript is spliced from 3 exons. Lineage: Eukaryota; Metazoa; Arthropoda; Insecta; Diptera; Tephritidae.
CAAGUGGUGUUGGAUAUUGCGCGUUUAAGUUUUUUUUAAAUAAACUUAAUAAAUAGUAACAAAUCAUGGAUAGAUUUGUUAUACGAAAAAGACCUGCACCUCCAGGAGAGGAGCAUGAAACCAGCAGUGACAGUGGCCGCAGUGAAACACAUCCCGUAAAACAAACUUGGAGAAAAUUCCGAAAUGACUGGCUAUCGAGAUUUUCUUGGUUGCGGAAUAAAGAUGGAUGUAGCUAUUGCAUAGCUUGUGAUAAGAAGCUGUCAAACCAUUUAUCAUUUAUAAAAAAACAUAAUGUUUUCCCAAUCCACAAACAAAACGAACAGAAAAAAAACAUCAAAUCCAAAUGGACAAGUUUUUGGAUGAAGAACAUCAACAAAUGUCUAAGCAAGUACAUCAUGCGCAGUUAUAGCUAUUGAGGAGAUGUGGUGAUCUCUUUGAUUGUUGAUGAAUUUUUGAACUUUGCUAAAAUUCGUAUGUCCUUCAAGCUCAUUUAACGAUUGUUAAUAACUAAAUUUAUUUCAUUCAAAGAAACAAGAAGUUAUUUUAUGACCAAUAUUUUGUCAUUAAUGUUAAG